Molecule: messenger RNA, 2646 nt
Organism: Anopheles cruzii
Lineage: Eukaryota; Metazoa; Arthropoda; Insecta; Diptera; Culicidae
Gene: Pms2
Product: mismatch repair endonuclease PMS2
Exons: 4
Coding region: 1-2646 (881 amino acids)
Biological process (GO): mismatch repair
Cellular component (GO): MutLalpha complex
Molecular function (GO): ATP-dependent DNA damage sensor activity; ATP binding; mismatched DNA binding
Source: RefSeq, a predicted model, not a curated record
AUGUCCGACGAAACCGACACGCCAGCGUUGCCGGCAACUACUGCCGAAUCGCGAAAGAUAAAUGCCAUCGAUAAGGAAACUGUGCACAAAAUUUGCUCCGGUCAGGUUGUACUGAGUUUGGCCAUUGCGGUGAAGGAAUUGGUUGAAAAUUCACUAGAUGCUGGUGCAACGCUAAUCGAAGUGAAGCUCCGCGAACAAGGUGCCGAUCUGGUCGAGGUGGCAGACAAUGGAUCCGGAGUGGAGGAGAAAAACUUUGAAGGCCUAACCGCCAAGUAUCACACAUCGAAGCUGAAGGAAUUCACCGAUCUGGAGUCCAUCGAAACGUUCGGUUUUCGAGGUGAAGCACUCAGUUCUCUCUGUGCGCUCUCGGAUAUGGUGAUCACGACACGCCACAGCACAGCCCACCACGCGACCAAGUUAACGCUGAACAACGACGGUCGCAUCCAGACACGGUCGCCCUGUGCUCGCCCCGUUGGAACGACGGUCACACUGAGCAAUCUUUUUGCCACGCUGCCCGUGCGCAAGAAAGAGUUUCAGCGCAACAUAAAGCGCGAAUUUCUACGCAUGUGUCAAAUCCUGCAGGCGUACUGUCUCGUCUCGGUCAGAGUGCGCAUUAUCUGCACUAAUCAGAGUGCCAAGGGUGCCAAAACGAUCUUUAUGAGUACGGAUGGUGCGGACAGUGUGCUGGACAACAUAAGGGCCCUGUUUGGACCACAGCAGACGGGCGAGCUGCUGGAAUUGAAGCAAGCCAUCGGAAGCAACGGAAAGAUACAGGAUUUGGACGAAAGCGAUUUGGGCGACGGUUUGGCACUCACGCAGGAGGAGGUCGAUAACUUUAAUCUGUCCCAAUACACCAUCGAGGGCUACAUAUCGAGCUGUGCCCACGGAGCCGGGCGUAGCACUAAGGACCGCCAGUUUUACUACGUCAACUCGCGGCCCUGUGAACCGCGACAGAUCAGCAAACUGGUGAACGAUGCGUACCAUCGAUUCAACGUACACCAGCACCCGUUUAUCUUUCUGAACCUGAAACUAGGCCGGACCGAGGUGGACGUUAACGUUACGCCCGACAAGCGGAUGGUGAUGAUGAACAACGAAAAGAUCAUUCUGCUUGCGGUGCGCAAGUCGAUCAAGAAAACGUUUGGCAGUGUGCCGUCGUCGUUUAAGAUGCAAAAUUUAAAUCUAAGUGACUCGAGCCGUCUGCUGAACGUUUCAGUGCCGUCGGAGGACGAGGAAUCGACUGGUGACCGGACGGCGGUUGACGGGUGUACUGACGGCGAAAUGCAGUUUACCUUCGAGGUACCGAAAGCAUCCAGUUCCGGAACGGGGCUGAAGCGAAAGCGCAACGGAACGGGCAAUGGAUUGCAGAAAAUUGUCGAUUUUCUCGAAGCUAACAAACCACCGUCGGAUAGUGUUACCGAACAAGACGAAUCAUCGAACGAUGAAUAUGAAAAAGUUCGGUCGGUUAAGUUGAUCAAAAGUGAAGACAAUCCUUAUGACCUUACCAUAUUGCGAACGGACGAGCCACUUUUGGAAGAUCCACCGAGCGAAAAAGAAUCAGUCCGCGUUAUCAGAUGUACCCAAUCACGACCCAUUUCACAGGAGCGAUUUGCUGAGCCAAUUGCAAAAGAAGCUACAUCCUCGGCGCUAGAACCGGAAAUGGCUUCGGGAAUGCUUGCACCACCCAGUUGCUCCCCCGGACGAUUGGCCUCCGGUGAGCAGCUGUCUGUGAAAAUGGAAAGCUCCUCCAGCGACAAAGUUCCAGCCAAGCGAGAGCUGAUAGAACAAGCCCACAUCAACAGCGACGAAACGAUCGAAAUUGAUGAACCCGAUCCACCGGAGCAACCAGAUGAUCGAGGCGAGGGUGUGCGAAACCGAAACCACCAUCGGUUACAGCUCACGAUGGACUCACUCGAGGAUCUUAUCAAGCGCGAGCAGGAACUCCAAUCGAAACAGAUCAUCAAGCGACAGCACGCUCUGACGCAUCUCAAGUUCAAGAGCAAAAUCAACCCCACCAGCAACAAGGCGGCCGAAAAUGAGCUGCAGACGGAGAUAGCAAAGUCGGAUUUUGCCGCGAUGCAGAUCGUUGGCCAGUUCAACCUUGGCUUCAUCGUUUGCCGACUCGCGGACGAUCUGUUCAUCGUCGAUCAGCACGCGACGGACGAAAAGUACAAUUUCGAAGACCUGCAGCAGACGACGGUGAUACAGAACCAGCGGCUUAUGGUGCCGCAAACCGUCGAGCUGACCGCCGUCAAUGAGAUGAUACUGAUCGACAAUCUGGACGUGUUCGAAAUGAACGGUUUCAAGUUCGAAAUCGACGGAGCGGCACCGACCACGCGGAAAGUGCGCUUGAUCGCCAAACCGUACAGCCGUAACUGGGAGUUUGGUAAGGAGGACAUCGACGAGCUGAUCUUUAUGCUCCAGGACGCCCCCGGGACGGUGUGCCGACCGUCGCGGGUCCGCGCCAUGUUUGCUUCCCGUGCGUGCCGGAAAUCGGUCAUGAUGGGUACGGCACUGUCGGUAAACCAAAUGCUACGCCUCGUACGUCACAUGGGCGAGAUCGAGCAACCAUGGAACUGCCCUCACGGGCGACCGACGAUGCGCCAUUUGGUGAAUCUCGCAAUGAUACAUCGAGAACCGGAGAAGUAA